AGAGGGACUCAGCCCUUCGCAAGAGCCAGGGCCUGCAGAGCAAGCUGGAGAGCCUGGAGCAGGUGCUAAAGCACAUGCGGGAGGUGGCGCAGCGGCGGCAGCAGCUGGAGGUGGAACAUGAGCAGGCUCGGCUCAGCCUGCAGGAGAAGCAGGAGGAGGUCCGGAGACUGCAGCAGGCCCAGGCAGAAGCCAAGAGGGAACAUGAAGGGGCUGUGCAGCUGCUGGAGGUGCGGGUUCGAGAACUUGAAGAGCAAUGCCGCAGCCAAACGGAGCGUUUCAGCCUCCUGGCGCAGGAGCUCCAGGCCUUUCGCCUGCAUCCGGGGCCCUUGGAUCUGCUCACCGCUGCCCUGGGCUGUAGUAAUCUUGGGGAUCGCCCACCACCCCCCUGUUGCUGCUCUACUCCCCAGCCCUGCCGGGGAUCUGGCCCCAAAGACUUUGACCUCCCGCCCGGCUCCCCGGGUCGCUGUACCCCAAAAUCUUCCGAGUCUGCCCCAGCCACCCUUGCCGGGGUUCCUCGAAGGACAGCCAAGAAAGCAGAGUCUCUGUCCAACUCCUCCCGCUCAGAGUCUAUCCACAACAGCCCCAAGUCAUGCCCCACGCCUGAGGUGGAUACAGCCAGUGAGGUGGAGGAACUGGAGGCAGACAGUGUCUCCCUGCUUCCCGCUGCUCUGGAGAGCAGCCAGGGAGGAGCCAGGAUUCAGGUCUUCCUAGCACGCUAUAGCUACAACCCUUUUGAGGGCCCCAAUGAGAAUCCAGAGGCAGAGCUUCCGCUCACUGCCGGAGAGUACAUCUACAUCUAUGGCAACAUGGACGAGGAUGGCUUUUUUGAAGGGGAGCUCAUGGAUGGCCGAAGGGGCCUGGUCCCUUCCAAUUUUGUAGAGCGCGUGUCUGACGACGACCUCCUGACCUCCCUCCCUCCGGAGCUGGCCGAUUUAUCCCACAGCUCAGGCCCCGAACUCAGUUUCCUGAGUGGAGGUGGGGGUGGCAGUAGUGGCGGGGCCCCGAGCAGCGGGGGCCGCAGCCAGCCCAGGCCGGAGGAUGAGGCUGCAGGGGACGAGCUCAGCCUGAGCCCUGCACCCGCGGGCCUGUGCGAGCCCCUUGCGGUGCCUUACCCCCGCCGACUGGCAGUCCUCAAGCAGCUGGCCCACAGCGUGGUGCUGGCCUGGGAACCGCCUCCUGAGCGAGCAGAUUUACAAGGUUACCAUGUCUGCGUGAAUGGGGAACUGCAUCAGGCUCUGGGGCCCGGGGCGCCCCCCAAGGCUGUGCUGGAGAACCUGGACCUGCGGGCUGGGCACCUCCAUGUUUCUGUGCAGGCCCUGACCAGCCGGGGCAGCUCUGACCCUCUGCGCUGUUGCCUGGCAGUGGGUGCCCGGGCUGGACUGCUCCCUAGCCAGCUGCGGGUCCACCGGCUGACAGCCACAUCUGCUGAGAUCACCUGGGUGCCCGGCAACAGCAACUUGACCCAUGCCAUCUACCUCAACGGGGAAGAGUGCCCCCCUGCCCGCCCCAGCACUUACUGGGCCACGUUCUGCCACCUGCGGCCUGGUACACUCUAUCAGGCCCGAGUGGAGGCUCAGCUCCCACCUCGAGGAUCCUGGGAACCAGGCUGGGAGAGGCCAGAGCAGCGGGCUGCCACCCUGCAGUUCACCACACUCCCAGCAGGCCCGCCUGACGCCCCCCUGGAUGUGCAGAUUGAGCCGGGGCCUUCCCCUGGCAUCUUGAUCAUCAGCUGGCUCCCAGUAACCAUCGAUGCGGCUGGCACCUCCAAUGGUGUCCGGGUCACAGGCUAUGCCAUCUAUGCCGAUGGGCAGAAGAUCAUGGAGGUGGCGUCACCCACGGCAGGCAGCGUGCUGGUGGAGGUGUCCCAGCUGCAGCUGCUGCAGGUGUGCAGCGAGGUGGCUGUGCGCACCAUGUCGCCCCAUGGCGAGUCGGCGGAUUCUAUUCCGGCUCCGGUUGCCCCGGCCCUGGCUACAGCCUGCCUGCCAGCCAGGGUCUCCUGUCCAUCACCACGACCAGGUCUGGAGGCCCGAGCACCCCUUCUUCCAGACUCCUCAGCGUCUGGAGACCCCAGCUCUUUCCUCGGGUGCCCUGUCUCCCAAGGAACUCCAGGGCCCCCAGGGGGCCCCCCAGCAAGCCUUCCCAGAGAGAGCUCGACAGGAUCCCAAGAGGAGCCUCCAGCGCCCUGCUCCCAGGGGGAGGGCCGGCCAGCCGUGCUGGGCGUCUCAGAGGACAGAGGGGCCAGUGAGUCCAUGCUGGGCGACAGGGUUCCAGGCCCUGCCACCGCCUCACUGGCCAAGGAGGAGGCCGAGUGGACAGAAGGCGAGGCCCCGAGGGUGCUCUGCGCUGAGGCCUGCCAUGGAGGAGAGACGGGGUCUGGGCCGAGGCCAGAGAGGGAGGACACAGCAGAGCUCGGGGGCCGUCUGUCAGACUCCCUUGUGGAUCAUGGUCGCAACUCAGAUCUGUCAGACAUCCAGGAGGAAGAGGAGGAAGAGGAGGAGAAGGAGGGGGAGGAGGAGCUGGACUCUAGGACUUGCUCUUUCCAGAAGCAGGUUGCUGGCAACAGCAUCAGGGAGGAUGGGGCCAAGCCCCAGACUGACUCCUCCUGUGAGACUGACAGCGACGAGGAGAUCUUGGAGCAGAUCCUGGAGCUGCCCCUCCAGCAGUUCUGCAGCAAGAAGCUCUUUAGCAUCCCCGAGGAGGAGGAGGACGAGGAAGCGGAUGAGGAGCCAGGGGCAGGCUGUUCUUCCAGAGACCCUGGCCAGCCUGAGUCUGCGUCGCUGGGGCUGGGCUGUGACAGCAGUCGGCCUCCAGGACCUGGCCCGUGCCCCUUGUCUCCUGAGCCCUGCGGGCUGGGGGACUGCCUGGAGGACGCGCCCGGACUAGUUGGUGGAAGCAGCCGGUGGCGAGGAAGUGGCUCCCCUGAGAAGCCCCCAAACCGCAGGCGGUCCCCAGACCCCCGUGAACACUGCAGCCGGCUUCUCAGCAAUGGAGGGCCCCAAGCCUCUGGACGACCGGGCCCCACAUGGGAGAGGGGUGGCUCUCCUGUGGGCGAGGGCGCCAGGGGUGGACCAGAGGCUAGUGGGAGAGGGCGUCCACCCCCUUCCCGGAGAUGCCCCCGUGGCGGCCGCGCCCCAGAACCUGGUCUGGCCAGCUGCCUUUCCCCCAAGUGUUUGGAAAUCAGCAUUGAAUAUGAUUCUGAGGACGAGCAGGAGGCAGGCGGCGGGGGCAUCAGCGUCAGCGGCUCCUGCUAUCCCGGAGAUGGGGAGGCCUGGGGCACAGCCCCCCUAGGAAGGCCCAGGGGGCCUGUGAAGGCCAGUUCAGGCCCUGACCCCUACCCAUGCCUCCCGGCCUGGGACAAAGGGGAGCCAGAACAGAGAGCCCGAAGUGCGAUGGGCAGAGCCAAGGAGCCAGCCUCCCGGGCAACAGAGGCUGGGGAGCCCAGAGGGCAGGAGAGCUCUGGGCGGAGGGGCUCUCUGAGGAAAGGGGGCCGAGCACCCAAACCCAGCACCACUCAGCUUGUUCCUCUGAGGAGCCCUCCAGAAGUGCUGGCUUCCCAGGACCUGCCUGUCAGGCUCUUUGUGGCCCUGUUUGACUAUGACCCUGCAUCCAUGUCACCCAACCCUGAUGCCGGGGAGGAGGAGCUCCCCUUCCGGGAAGGCCAGAUCCUGAAGGUGUUUGGGGACAAGGAUGCUGAUGGCUUCUACCGGGGAGAAGGUGGGGGCCGGAUAGGCUACAUUCCCUGCAACAUGGUCACCGAGGUGGCCGUGGACAGUCCUGCGAGAAAGCAGCAGCUGACCCAGCUCGGCUAUUUGUCUCCAGAUGUUUUCGCUGAGGGCUCAGGGACUAGUUCCUCCGUGUAUUCCACAGCCCGAACAUCUGGGCCUCCCCCCAAGCCCCGCCGCUCCAAGAAAGCCGAGGCGGAAGGCAGCCAGCACUGUGCAGGCACACCUCAGCCGGUUUCUGCUGCAAGCUUGAAAUCUCCCCGUUCCAUGGUGGCUGCCUUUGACUACAACCCCCGGGAGAGCUCCCCCAACAUGGACGUGGAGGCCGAGCUGCCCUUCCGCGCAGGCGAUGUCAUCACUGUGUUCGGGGGCAUGGAUGAUGAUGGUUUCUACUAUGGGGAACUGAAUGGACAGAGGGGCCUGGUUCCAUCCAACUUCCUGGAGGGCCCUGGGCCUGAGACAAGUGGCUCAGACAGGGAGCCUGGGAGACCACAGACCGAGCGUCAGAGAACGAGGAGGAGAAGAGUCCAGUGCUAGAUGGAGAUAGAUAUAUGUAGAGAGAGCAACAUGACUGGGCUGGCACAACACAAGCGCCCCUGGAGCCUCCAGGCUGGCCCUGUGCCUCUGGCCCUGGCAGCUUCCCCAGGGUUGACCUG
Molecule: messenger RNA, 4378 nt
Organism: Condylura cristata (star-nosed mole)
Lineage: Eukaryota; Metazoa; Chordata; Mammalia; Eulipotyphla; Talpidae
Gene: TSPOAP1
Product: benzodiazepine receptor (peripheral) associated protein 1
Exons: 23
Coding region: 75-4259 (1394 amino acids)
Biological process (GO): neuromuscular synaptic transmission
Cellular component (GO): mitochondrion
Molecular function (GO): protein binding
Source: RefSeq, a predicted model, not a curated record